GUAACAACUCCAUGUAGCUCGCCUAAACCUUCGAAGACAUCUCCAACUACUCCUAGAACUACUAAUGCCACAUUACCCAACAUUACCUCUAGGAGGCCAACAACUCAGAAAACACUCAUCACAAGUACUCGGAAAGUCACUACGUCGACUACCACCACUACCACCACUCCGAACACUGAGAUAAUAUUCGAACCACCAACAACCAGUGCAACCACUACUGCUAAAACCCCUCAAUCAAAAACAACUACUACUGCCAAAACUCCACAAUCAAAGACAACUACUACUGCCAAAACGCCUCAAUCAAAGACAACUACUACUGCAAAAACUCCUCAUUCAAAAACUACUACUACUGCCAAAACGCCUCAAUCAAAAACAAGUACUACUACUAAACGUCCUCAAUCAAAGACAACUACUAAGGCCAAGACUCCUCAAUCAAAGACAACUACUACUACUAAACGUCCUCAAUCAAAGACAACUACUACUGCCAAAACGCCUCAAUCAAAGACAACUACUACUGCCAAAACUCCUCAUUCAAAAACUACUACUACUGCCAAAACGCCUCAAUCAAAAACAAGUACUACUACUAAACGUCCUCAAUCAAAGACAACUACUACUGCCAAGACUCCUCAAUCAAAGACAAGUACUACUGCCAAAGCUCCUCAAUCAAAAACAAGUACUACUGCCAAAACUCCUCAAUCAAAGACAACUACUACUACUAAACGUCCUCAAUCAAAGACAACUACUACUGCCAAAACGCCUCAGUCAAAAACAAGUACUACUGCUAAACCUCCUCAAUCAAAGACAACUACUACUGCCAAAACUCCUCAAUCAAAGACAACUACUACUGCCAAGACUCCUCAAUCAAAAACUACUACUACUGCCAAAACGCCUCAAUCAAAAACAAGUACUACUACUAAACGUCCUCAAUCAAAGACAACUACUACUGCCAAGACUCCUCAAUCAAAGACAAGUACUACUGCCAAAACUCCUCAAUCAAAGACAACUACUACUACUAAACGUCCUCAAUCAAAGACAACUACUACUGCCAAAACGCCUCAGUCAAAAACAAGUACUACUGCUAAACCUCCUCAAUCAAAGACAACUACUACUGCCAAAACUCCUCAUUCAAAAACUACUACUACUGCCAAAACGCCUCAAUCAAAAACAAGUACUACUACUAAACGUCCUCAAUCAAAGACAACUACUACUGCCAAAACUCCUCAUUCAAAAACUACUACUACUGCCAAAACGCCUCAAUCAAAAACAAGUACUACUACUAAACGUCCUCAAUCAAAGACAACUACUACUGCCAAAGCUCCUCAAUCAAAAACAAGUACUACUGCCAAAACGCCUCAAUCAAAAACAUCAACCACUGCCAAGACUCCUCAAUCAAAGACAACUACUACUGCCAAAACUCCUCAAUCAAAGACAACUACUACUGCCAAAACUCCUCAAUCAAAGACAACUACUACUGCCAAAACGCCUCAAUCAAAAACAAGUACUACUGCCAAAACUCCUCAAUCAAAGACAACUACUACUGCCAAAACUCCUCAAUCAAAGACAACUUCUACUGCCAAAACGCCUCAAUCAAAAACAACUACUACUACCAAAGCUCCUCAGUCAAAAACAUCAACCACUGCCAAACCACCUGAUAAAUUUAGAUCAACAACUACAGUCAAAACUCCUCAAUCAAAAUCUUCAACCAAAACACCGAAAUCUACUACUAGUAGUACUACUGCCAAAACGAAGCCAACCAAAACUUCUAAUAUAACUACGAAAGCUCCAAAGACGACGAGACCCGGUAAGAUCAAUCGAAAACUAGGGUAUUUUCUCAUCCAAAAUGGAGCUUUCCAUACGGGCUCUUCCUACAGAAAGUGAAGAAACGAUAGCAACAUCUGGUCGUCUUCUGUUUUUCAUUUAUUUUAGUGAAAAGAACCUAAUUUUCAGUGAAUAAACAUUUUGCUGAAGAAAACUAUAUUUCUACAGUCUCAAAGGAGGUUUAGUUCAGACGAUUCACAACUAGAAUAUACUGCGAAUGAUAGCCCUUGUGUAAAAUUAAAACCAAUAUCGAUAGAUGGCACACUACUAAAGUACAUCGCAAUUAAAGUCAUAGCUUCCUUCUUGAAUUCAGCUGCAUGUUCGAAAGCAAAAGCAGUUGACCUCGUCAUACUAGUUGAUGCCUCGACAGACAUGG
Messenger RNA from Lineus longissimus, 2194 nucleotides. RefSeq names its product mucin-2-like. NCBI's taxonomy places the organism in Eukaryota, Metazoa, Nemertea, Pilidiophora, Heteronemertea, Lineidae. The annotation marks the transcript as partial. The record is from RefSeq and is a predicted model, not a curated record. The transcript has a single exon.